This is a messenger RNA of Gorilla gorilla gorilla (western lowland gorilla), 7443 nucleotides long. Its product is annotated as peroxiredoxin-2-like. Gene Ontology annotation, molecular function: thioredoxin peroxidase activity. The transcript has a single exon. The record is from RefSeq and is a predicted model, not a curated record. Gene Ontology annotation, biological process: hydrogen peroxide catabolic process; cellular response to stress; response to oxidative stress. Bases 6448 to 7167 code for a protein of 239 amino acids. Gene Ontology annotation, cellular component: cytosol. NCBI's taxonomy places the organism in Eukaryota, Metazoa, Chordata, Mammalia, Primates, Hominidae.
AUUACUUUCCUAUGAGUUGGGAAUAUUGUGAUGAAUGCAGAGUCUGGUAAUAUCAGUGUAUAUUGUAUUUAACACAGCUACAGUAUCACUGCAUAAUACAAUGCCUUGUCAUAACUCAAUAAUCCAUGCUUCAGCAUGCUUUAAAAGUAUAACAUUCCAAGUCUAUUUUUUUCAUCUUUUCUUGUUUUGACAUGAUGUGUAUGCAUUGAUAAUAAAGUAAAAUGUCACAGCACUGUGAUAUGCAUGGCACUUAAAACAGUGAUUACAGUUCAGAAACAGCAGUGCAAAAGCAAUGAGAAUGCCACAUGGUUUCUGUCACAACCCCUCAACUUUGCCAUUCCAGCACAAAAGCAGCCAGAGACAAUUUGUAAACAACUAAGUGUGGUUGUGUUCCAAUAAAACCUUAUAUGUGGACAAUGAAAUCUGAAUUUCAUUUAAUUUCCACAUGUCACAAAAUAGUAUUCUUCUUUUGAUUUUUCUUCAACCUUAUAAAAAUGCAAAAAUCAUUCCUGAUUCAUGAGCCAUUCAAGAACAAGUGGCAAGCUGGAUUUGGCCCCUGGACUGCAGUUUGCCGACUCUUGCUUUCAGCUUCUAUCUUAAUAAUCUAGCAAGGGAAGCAAAUUAAAACCAAAAGAAGCAGAAGGAACAAGGUAAUAAAGUUGAGGGAAGAAAUCAAUGAAAUAGAAAACAAAAACAAGAGAAAAUUUCAAUGUAGCCAAAAGCAGGUUCUUCACAAAUAUCAAUAAAAUGAAUAAACCUCUAGUAGGAUUGACCAGGAAAGAGAGAAAAAAAAAAAUACACAUUACCAAAACAAAAAAUGAAGGAGGGCUAUCACUACAAACCUUGGAGCUACUGAAAGACAAAAGAGAGUUUAAUGAAAUGGACAAAUUCUAUGAUGGUCACACACCAAAGCUUGCCCAAGAGACAGAGUAGUUAAUCUGAAUGGUCCUUUAUCAAUUAAUGAAAUUGAAUACAGAAGAGGUAGAAAUAUUUCCAACUCUUUUUUUUUCCUUUUUUUGCCAGAGUUCUUUUGGCUAUCCAACUCAUAUUUUAAAGCCAGUGUUAGCCUUACACCAAAAUCAGACAAAGAUCUUAUCAGAAAAUUACGUAUCAAUAUCCCUUACAAACAUAGAUACAAAAAAUCUUUAAAUUUUAGCUAAUCAAAUCCAGCAAUAUGUAAAAUAGAUAAUGUAUUAUGACCCAGUGACGUUUUUCCCAAGAAUUCAAGAUGGUUUAUUUUAAAACCAAUCAAUACAAUUUUAAGAGAAUAAAAAUGAAACAUUAUAAAUCACCUCAAUAGAUACAGAAAAUGUAUUUGACAAAAUUCAACAUAAUUCAUAAGAAUGCUUAGCAAACUAAGAAUAAAAGGCAAUUUACUCAACCAAGUAAUGGACAUCUAUGAAAUACCUACAGCUAGCAUAUGUAUUGUGAAAGACUAAAUGCUCUCCAAGAUCAAGAACAAGACAAGGAUAUUUGCUCUCACCCCUUCUAUUCCACAUUAGAACUGAGGUUCUAACCAGUGCAAUAAGGCGAUACAAAAAUAAAAGGCAUGCAGAUUGGAAAAGAAGUAAAGCUGCUUUUAUUUACAGAAAACACGAUUGUCAGUGGAGAAAAUCCUAGGGAAUCUGCAAAUAGCUCCAGAACUAAUAAACGAGUUGUGUAAGGUUGCAGCAUAAGAGAUCAGCAUACAAAAAUCAAUCUUAUUUCCACAUACAAGAAAUAACUGGAAACUAAAAAGAGUAAAAUCAUCCAAAAAAUAUUAAAUAUUCAGGGAUAAAUUUAACAAAAUAUGUGCAAGAUCUGUAACCUGAGAACUAUUAAAAUCUAAGAAAAUUAAAGAUGACCUAAAUUAAUAGAUAUGUGUGUAUGUGUUUAUGAAUAAAAACACUCAAUAUGCGUAAGAUGUCAAAUUAUCUUGAAAGUGACCCAUAGAGUCAAUGGAAUCCCAAUCAAAAUCCCGGCAGCCUUUUUAGGAAAAAUUGACAAGCUGAUUCUAAAACUUAUAUGGAAAUGAAAGAACACAAAACAGACAAAAGUUCUGAAAAACAAUAAAGUAGGACUUACUAACACAGAUGUAUUCAGGUGGGGUACUUCUAAGGGGUUGAGGGGAAAAAUGCCUGUUGGGGGUGGAUGUCUACUACAUGAUUUUAAAAUUUACUAUAAAGUUACAGUAAUCAUGGCCGGGCACGGUGGCUCAUGCCUGUAAUCCCAGCACUUUGGGAAGCCGAGGCGAGUGGAUCACCCGACGUUGAGAAUUCAAGACCAGCCUGACCAACAUGAAGAAACCUCGUCUCUACUAAAAAUACAAAAUUAGCCGGGCGCGGUGGGGCAUGCCUGUAAUCCCAGCUACUCGGGAGGCUGAGGCAGGAGAACUGCUUUGACCUGGAAGGAGGAGGUUGCAGUGAGCCGAGAUCGCGCCACUGCACUCCAGCCAAGGCAACAAGAGCGAGACUCCAUCUCAAAAAAAAAAUAAAGUUACGGUAAUCAAGACAGUGUGGAACUGACAUAAAGGCAGACACAAAGAUCAGUGAGAGAAACUAGAGAGUCAAGAAACAGAUUCAUACAUACAAAGCUAACUAAUUUUCAACCAAAGUGCCAGAGCAAUUCAACGAGGGAAGGACAAUUUUUUCCAGCAAAAGGGUCCUGAAACAAAGUAGCUAUCCAUAUGCAAAACAAAAACUGAAUCUCAACCCUUACUUCACAUCACAUACAAAAAUUAACUCAAAUGGAUUACUGACCUAAAUGUAAGAGUUAAUACUAUAAAGCUUCCAGAAGACAACCUAACCCAAGGUAUUUUUUUUUUCCAUCAGUUCCCCAAGCCCCAAUUCCCAUGGGGCAAUUUGAAAAGGGCCAUGUAACAUCUGCAAAGGAAGUAGUCUGAAUUACAGGAGAGGAGGCCUAAGCUUAGAGAACCUGAAUCUAUUAAGUUUUAUGCUUCCCUACCCCUUGUUCCAAAGGGUAUCUUCCAAGGCUGUAAGCAAACCUGACCUUUGCUCUGGAGAAAGACACUAUCUCUUUCUACCCUCCAAGGCUGUUCAACUUGGUACCUCCCUUCAUCCUGGGGAGCCCUUCUGCCUCCUCUAUGCUGUCCUUUUUUUAUGUAUCACAUGUCUUUCUCUUUCUUUUUUCACCCUCUUACCUUUAUGGAGCACAUUUUCUACAGUUGGGGGAAAAAAUUUUUGCAACUGUGCAUGUCUGUAAAUACCUUUAUUCUACCCUCAUACUUCCAUGAGAAUUUGCCUGGCUACUGAAUCUUAGUUCGGAAAUAAUUUUCCUUGAGAAUUUUUAUGGCAUUUCCCUAAUACAUUUUAGGUUUCAAUAUUAGGUUAAGAAGACUGAAGUCAUUUAAAUUCCUAAUUCGUUAUAUAUCACUUCUUUUUCCCCUUUUCUGGAAACUUCUCUUUGACAUGAGUUUUCUAAAAUUUUUGAUGAUAUGCUUUGAAAUGGGUCUAUCUGGGGUUCUUUCAAUGUAGAAAUUAAUGUCUUUCCAUUUUAGGAAAUAUUCUGAAUUAUUAAAAUUUCUUUCCUGAAUUUCAUUAAAAAUUUCUUUCCAUUUUUUUUCUGCUGUGAAAUGCCUUUUAUCCAGGAAUUAAGACUUCCUCAGCUGGUCCUCUAAUUUUCUUAGUUUUUCCCUCCUUUUUUCCAUCUCUCUGUCCUUUUGCUCUACUUUCUUGAAGACGUUCUCAACUUUAUAUUAUAAUCCUUCUUUAGAACUUUUUCCUUUUUUAUUGAGGUAUAUAACUUAAAGUGCACAAGUCUUAAGUGUGCAGCUCAGUGACCUUUUACACUGUGCACAUACACUGUGUACACCCCGGCAACACCCCUUCAAAAUACAGAACACUUCCAACUCCCCAGAAGGAUCCUUCAUCCCUCCCAGUCAGUACUUUAAUCACUAUUCUGAUACCACAGAUGAAUUCUGCCUGCUUUUUAAAAAUCAGCUUUAUUGAGGUAUAAUUUUCAUACAAUUAAAUCCACUAAUUUUAAGUGUACAGUUGAUGAGUUUUGAAAACUUUAUAAACUGCAUAACCACCACUACCACCACAACAAAGGUAAAGAACAUUUCCAUCACCCCAGAAAACUCCCUUUUGCCACUUUGCAUUCGACCUCCAAUUCUCACCAUGCACUCUCCUGUUCCCUUCUCCCUACACAGGCCCACCUCAGUUUACCGCGCCUCAUUUUACUGCACUUCGCAGACACCAUUUUUUUACAAUUUGAAGAUUCAUGGCAACUGUGCAUCUAGCAAGUCUACCGGUGCCAUUUUUCUAACAGCAUGUGCUCACUUUGUGUCUCUAUGUCACAUUUUGGUAAUUCUCACAAUAUUCCAAACUUCUCCAUUUUUAUUACAUCUGUUAAUAGUGAUCAGUGAUGUUACUGUUGUAAUUGUAUUGGGGCACCACAAACCAUGCCCUAUAGCAAGGUGAAUAUAAUUGAUAAAUACUGUGUUCUGACUGCUCUACCAAUAGGCUGUUGCCCUCUCUCUCUCUUCUCCUCGGGCCUCCUUUUCCCGGAGACACAAUACUGAAAUUAGGCCAAUGAAGAACCCUACAAUAGCCUCCAAGUGUUCAAGUGAAAGGGAAUAGUUGCAUGUCUCUCACUUGAAAUCAAGGGCCAGAAAUGACUAAGCUUAGCAAGCAAGGCAUGUUGAAAGCUAAGAUAGGCCAAAAGGUAGAUCUCUCGUGCCAAAAAGCCAAGUUGUAAACGCAAAGAAGUUCUUGAAAGAAAUUAAAAGUGCUACUCCAGUGAACAUAUGAAUGAUGAGAAAGCAAAACAGCCUUAUUGCUGAUAUGGAGAAAGUGUGAGUGGUCUGGACAGAAGAUUAAACCAGCCACAAUAUUCCCUUAAGCCAAAGCCUAAUCCAGAACAAGACCCUAAUUGUCUUCAAUUCUAUGAAGGCUGAAAGAGGUGAGGAUGCUGCAGAAGUAUGAAGCAAGUAGAGACUGGUUUACGAGGUUUAAGGAAAGAAGCCUUUUCCAUAACACAAAAGUGCAAGGUGAAGCAGCAAGUGCUAAUGUAGAAGCUGCAGCAAGUUGUCUAGAACUAGCUAAGAUCAUUGAUGAAGGUGGCUACACUAAACAACAGAUUUUCAAUGUAGACAAAACAGCCUUCUAUUGGAAAAAUAUUUCAUCUAAGGUUUUCCUGGCUAGAGAGGAGAAGUGAAUGCCUGGGUUCAAAGCCUUAAAGGACAGGCUGGCUCUCGUGUCAGGGGCUGAUUUAGCUGACGACUUGAAGUUGAAGCCAAUGCUCAUUUACUAAUAUGAAGAUCCUAGGGCCCUUAAGAGUUAUGCUGAAGCUACUCUGCCUGUGCUCUGUAAAUGGAAUAGCAAAGUCUAGAUGACAGCACAUCUGUUUACAGUAUGGCUUACUGAAUAUUUUAAGCCCAACUUUGAGAGCUAUGGCUCAGAAAAAAAGAUUCCUUUAAAAAUAUUGCCACUCACUGACAAUGCACCUGGUCACCAAAGAGCUCUGAUGUAGAUGUACAAAGAGAUAAAUGCUGUUUUCAUGCCUGCUUAUCCAUUCUGCAGCCCAUGGAUAAAGGAGUUAUUUCAACUUUCAAAUCUUAUUAUUUAAGAAAUACAUUUUUUAAGGCUAUAGGUGCCAUAGAUAGUGAAUUCCUUUGAUGAAACUGGGCAAAGUAAAUUGAACACUUUCUGGAACAGAGUCACCCUUCUAGAUGCCAAUAAGAACAUUUGUGAUUCAAGGGAGGAUGUCAAAACAUUAACACUAACAGGAGUGUUACAGAAACUGAUUCCAGUCCUCAUAGAUGACUCUGAGGGUUUCAAGACUUUAUUGGAGGAAGUCACUGCAGAUGUGGUAGAAACAGCAAGAGAACUAGAAUUAGAAGUGGAGCUUGUAGAUGUGACUGAAUUGCUGCAAUCUCAUGAUAAAACAUAAACGGGGUAGGGCACAGUGGCUCACACCUGUAAUCUCAACACUUCAGGAGGCCAAGGCAAAACGAUCACUUAAGACCAGGAGUUCAAGACCAGCCUGGGCAACACAGCAAGACCCCAUCUCUACAAAAAAUAAAAAAAAAAACUUGAAUGGAUGAGUUGUUUCUUAUGCAUGAGCAAAGAAAGUGGCUUCUUGAGCUGCAAUCUACUCCUGGUGAAGAUGCUUGUGAACACUGUUGAAAUAACAAUAAAGGAUUUAGAUUACUACAUAAUCCUAGUUGAUAAAGCAGCAGCAGGGUUUGGAGAGGAUUGACUCCAAUUGUGAAAGAACUGCUACUGUGGGUAAAAUGCUAUCAAACAGUAUAAUUGCAUGCCAUGGAGAAAUUUUUCACAAAAGGAAGAGUCAAUACAUCCACCAAACUUUGUUGUUGUCUUAUUUCAAGAAUUGCCCUGGGCCAGGCACAUUGGGUCAUGCCAGUAAUCCCAACACUUUGGGAGGCCAAGGCAGGAGUAUCACUUGAGGCUAGAAGUUCAAGACCAGCCUGGGCAACAUAGCAAGAUGCCAAUUCUAAAAAAAAAAAAAAAAAAAAAAAUUUUAAUUAGUCACAUGGGCACUGAGAACGCGGGUCCACGCAUGGGAUCGUCCGUGCAUCUAGCCUUUGCCCACACAGCUUGUUCAGUCAUGGCCUCAGGUAAUGCGCGCAUGGGAAAGCCCGCCCCUAACUUCAAGGCCACAUCCAUGGUGGAUGGCGCCUUCAAAGAGGUGAAGCUGUCAGACUACAAAGGGAAGUACGUGGUCCUCUUUUUCUACCCUCUGGACUUCACUUUUGUGUGCCCCACGGAGAUCAUUGUGGUCAGCAGCCAUGCCGAGGACUUCCGCAAGCUGGGCUGCGAAGUGCUGGGCGUCUUGGUGGACUCUCAGUUCACCCACCUGGCUUGGAUUAACAUCCCCCGGAAGGAGGGAGGCUUGGGCCCCCUGAACAUCCCCCUGCUUGCUAAUGUGGCAAGACGCUUGUCUGAGGAUUAUGGUGAGCUAAAAACAGAUGAGUGCAUUGCCUACUGGGGCCUCUUUAUCAUUGAUGGCAAGGGUGUCCUUCACCAGAUCACUGUUAAUGAUUUGCCUGUGGGACGCUCAUUGGAUGAGGCUCUGCAGCUGGUCCAGACCAUCCAGUACACGGACGAGCACAGGGAAGUUUGUCCUGCUGGCUGGAAGCUUGGCAGUGACACAAUUAAGCUCAACGUGGAUGACAGCAAGGAAUAUUUCUCCAAACAAAAUUAGGCUGGCCAAUGGAUAGUGAGCUUGUGCCCCUACCUAGGUGCCUGUGCUGGGUGCCCACCUGUGCCCCUACCUAGGUGCCCUGUGCUGACCCAGAAAAGGCCAGACCUGCCCCUCCAAACACCACAGUCUGGGACCCUGGAGGGCUAGGCCAAGGCCUUCUCAUGCCUCCUCCUGGGAGUUGAAUAGUGACGCCCACUCCCGAGCCGGCCCAGCAGCACACAGGCCUAGAGGUGACCAAUAAAGUAUUAGGGACAAGAAAAAAAAAAUUAGUCACAU